AUGGAAAACGACGCCGGGGAAUUAGUUGAUUUGUACAGGCCGCGUAAAUGCUCUGCUAGCAACAGAAUUAUUCACGCUAAAGAUCAUGCAUCGAUUCAACUACAAAUAGCUGAAGUCGAUCCACAAACUGGCAGAAUGACAGAUUCGACUAAAAUGUAUGCUAUUUGUGGAGCAAUCAGAAGAAUGGGAGAAUCUGAUGAUUGUAUUGCUAGGUUAGCUAAAAGAGAUGGAAUAUUGGCUAAAAAUUUUUAA
Molecule: messenger RNA, 252 nt
Organism: Pediculus humanus corporis (human body louse)
Lineage: Eukaryota; Metazoa; Arthropoda; Insecta; Psocodea; Pediculidae
Product: 40S ribosomal protein S21, putative
Exons: 2
Coding region: 1-252 (83 amino acids)
Biological process (GO): endonucleolytic cleavage in ITS1 to separate SSU-rRNA from 5.8S rRNA and LSU-rRNA from tricistronic rRNA transcript (SSU-rRNA, 5.8S rRNA, LSU-rRNA); translation; endonucleolytic cleavage to generate mature 3'-end of SSU-rRNA from (SSU-rRNA, 5.8S rRNA, LSU-rRNA)
Cellular component (GO): cytosolic small ribosomal subunit; ribosome
Molecular function (GO): structural constituent of ribosome
Source: RefSeq, a predicted model, not a curated record